Syngnathus typhle (broad-nosed pipefish) is the source of this 2015-nucleotide messenger RNA. It is a transcript of the gene afg1la, whose product is annotated as AFG1 like ATPase a. Bases 28 to 1437 code for a protein of 469 amino acids. The record is from RefSeq and is a predicted model, not a curated record. The transcript is spliced from 13 exons. Gene Ontology annotation, molecular function: ATP binding; ATP hydrolysis activity. Lineage: Eukaryota; Metazoa; Chordata; Actinopteri; Syngnathiformes; Syngnathidae. Gene Ontology annotation, cellular component: mitochondrion; cytoplasm.
UUUUCCAUAAAGUUAUUUUGAAUCAAGAUGGCGGUGUGGAUGCCGCUGUCUUCCAAGAUGUCACCCUCAGCCUCCCUGGGCUCCACUUUGUUACGGAGAGGGCAACAUUCCACUCUAAAACUGCUCAAAACCGCAAUGUCGUGUCACAGACGAGGCUACGCGGCGGAAGCCCAGCGUGAGGCUGAGACGGGCGGCGGCUUCAGCGGGCCCCUGGAGCACUACGGCGGGCUGAUCCGGGACGGGACCCUGCGGGAAGACGAGCACCAGAGAGCCGUGAUGAGCAAACUGGACCAGCUCCACAAAACACUCCGCGGGUACAGCAACACGCCCACGUCCAUCUUCCAAAAGUUUUUUACCAGACCAAAGCCUCCCAAGGGUUACUACAUCUACGGCGACGUGGGCACGGGCAAAACCAUGGUCAUGGAUAUGUUUUACUCGCACGUGGAGACCGACAAGAAAAAGAGGGUCCACUUUCACGGCUUCAUGUUGGACGUACACAAACGGAUCCAUCGCCUUAAGCAGAGUCUGCCAAAGAGGAAAGCGGGCAAGAUGGCUAAGUCUUACGACCCCAUCGCGCCCGUUGCCGAGGAGAUCAGCGAGGAAGCUUGUCUGCUGUGCUUUGACGAGUUUCAGGUGACGGAUAUCGCCGACGCCAUGAUUCUCAAGCAGCUGUUUGAGAACUUGUUUCUCCACGGCGUGGUCGUGGUGGCCACGUCCAAUCGCAUCCCUGAAGACUUGUAUAAAAAUGGUCUGCAGAGGGUCAACUUUGUGCCUUUUAUUGCCGUGUUACAGAAAUAUUGCCAAACUCUUCGUCUGGAUUCAGGGAUCGACUACCGCAAAACGAACAGACCCUCCGCGGGGAAACUUUACUUCCUUUCCAGUGAGCCUGACGCAGAGGAAACGCUGGACAAGCUUUUUGACGAGCUGGCCUUCAAGCAGAACGACAUAACGCGGCCGAGAGUGCUCAACGUGCACAACAGGAAAGUGCGUCUGAACAAAGCAUGCGGGACCAUUCUGGACUGCACAUUUGAGGAGCUAUGUGACAGGCCUCUAGGUGCCAGCGACUACCUGGAGAUCUCCCGCCUGUUUGACACCGUCUUCAUCCGCCACAUCCCGCUUCUGACGCUCAACAAGAAAACCCAAGCCCGGCGACUCAUCACGCUGGUGGAUGCGCUUUAUGACCACAAGGUGCGCGUGGUGAUCCUGGCCGAUCACCCGCUAGAGGAGGUUUUUGUUCUCGAGGGCGACCACAGCCACGACGAGGGCCACAUCCUCAUGGACGAUCUGGGACUCAAAAGAGAAGAAGCGAGCAGCCUGUCCAUCUUCAGCGGCGAAGAGGAGAUGUUCGCCUUCCAGAGGACCGUCUCCAGACUCACUGAGAUGCAGAGCGAAGAAUACUGGCAAGAAGGAGACCGCAGCGCUAAGGACAAAGUCUAAUGAACUUUGACUUUUUUUUUUUCUUCAUUCCAAACGCACUUGACAAAUCAUCUACUUUGUUGGGAUAAAAAAAAAAAAAAAUAUAUUUGGAGGUACAUGUUUUUCUAAUUAAGAAAUUUUAGGGCCAUGCUCUCAUUGUAAAAUAUAAUAUAUAAUCUUAAAUAUAUAAUUUUUUUCCCUCAAUAACUUGACUCUUCUAUUAAUUUUUGUAAAGCUUAUAUUCUCAUGAAAUUCUGAGUUUACUUUUUUUUUUUCCUCCUUCUUCUUGACAAUGUGGCCCUAAUAUUCCUUCAUAGUUUUUAAACGGAAGCGGGAAAGAAACACUCCUCACUUCAACUGAGUUUUGCUGGAACACACUUAGAGAUGUACAGAAAUUAUUUAUUGCAACCUUUGUGCACUUUAAGACAUCAUUUUAACGUGACGCUUUUAUCGCAGCCGUCCGACUGUAAGACAUUUUGGGGAAUGAUUUCAAGUUUUGAUGUGACAUUCAUCAAACGUGGGUAAUUGUCAUGCGUUUUGUCAUUACUCAAAGUCUGCAAUUUAAAAUGUCCUCAAAUUAAAUGUAUCCAUUCUUACUA